Messenger RNA from Arabidopsis lyrata subsp. lyrata, 1482 nucleotides. RefSeq names its product probable ribose-5-phosphate isomerase 2. The transcript has 2 exons. The record is from RefSeq and is a predicted model, not a curated record. NCBI's taxonomy places the organism in Eukaryota, Viridiplantae, Streptophyta, Magnoliopsida, Brassicales, Brassicaceae. Bases 467 to 1279 code for a protein of 270 amino acids. Gene Ontology annotation, molecular function: ribose-5-phosphate isomerase activity. Gene Ontology annotation, biological process: pentose-phosphate shunt, non-oxidative branch.
UUUGGGAAUUUAUAAAAAACGAAAUUUCGGUUAAUUCAUGUAAAUAAGGAUAAAAUAAUAAGGGACAGAAAUAAAAAUAAAACCCGAAAGAUUCGUUUCUUGAAAGUGAGAGGUGUUGUUGUCUUUAUUCGUUUGUUCUCUCGCACAAACACAAACCCUAUCUUGUUCUUCUUCGUCUUCAGUCUCCUCCACUUUACUUUGUUUUAUCUUUUCUCCGCCACCACACAAACACAUUCUUUCUUCUUUCUUCCUUCUCUGUAAGUUGCAUAUUUCUCACGCUAUUCUUCAUCUCUAUACAUAUACACACACAUUUCAUUCGACCUUCUCUAUUCAUUUUCCCUAAUUUCUCAAAUCUUAUCUUUCCCCUCAUUUUUCCCGUCGAGGGUUCCUUCAUCUGCAAUUUCACCAAAUUCAUCUCUUAGUCUUGUCCAAUUUUCGAUUUUUUUUUAUCGGUCGGGAUUUUGAAAUGGCGCUUGCGUAUGAUCCUCUCUUCAUUGCAUCGGACAAAUCUUUCUCCGCCUUUGAUGUAGCCUCACCGCCACAUCCCAUGAUUUUAACCCAAGACGAGCUCAAACGCAUCGCCGCUUACAAAGCCGUCGAAUUCGUCGAAUCCGGCAUGGUCCUCGGCCUCGGUACCGGCUCCACCGCCAAACACGCCGUCGACCGCAUCGGCGAGCUUCUCCGCCAAGGCAAACUCGAGAACAUCGUUGGUAUACCAACCUCGAAGAAGACGCAGGAGCAGGCUCUGUCUCUCGGCAUCCCUCUCUCUGAUCUCGACGCACACCCUGUCAUCGAUCUCUCCAUCGACGGCGCCGACGAGGUCGACCCUUAUCUCAACCUCGUGAAAGGCAGAGGAGGGUCUCUGCUUCGGGAGAAGAUGAUCGAAGGAGCUUCUAAGAAGUUCGUGGUCAUCGUUGACGAGUCCAAGAUGGUGAAGCACAUCGGUGGAAGCAAGCUUGCUCUUCCGGUGGAGAUAGUGCCCUUUUGCUGGAAAUUCACGGCGGAGAAGCUCCGGAGUCUGCUGGAAGGAUACGGGUGUGAAGCGAAUCUCCGAGUGGGAGAGAAAGGUAAGCCCUUUGUGACAGACAAUGGGAAUUACAUAGUGGAUAUGCAUUUGGAAGAGGAUAUGGGAGAUUUGGGAGCUGUGAGUGAUGCGAUUCUGAGGCUUCCAGGAGUAGUGGAGCAUGGAAUGUUUCUGGAUAUGGCUUCGACUGUUAUCAUUGCAGGCGAGCUUGGUGUUAAGAUCAAGCACAAACAACACAACACCUCCUCUUCUUAGUUGAUUUUGAUGAUAUGAGAUAGGUUUUGGAUGAUGUCACUGUGAGGAGGAGAUAUGACUGACUUUUCACGGAGUUUUGGAUUGCAUGACAUUGUCACCAUCAUCAUCAAUCUUGCCUUUGAGUUUGAAUGCUUUUCUUUUUUAACUACUGGGCUUGUGUUGGGCUUUUCUUCUUCUGUUAAAAUAUCAUAGUUGAUUCAUAG